This is a messenger RNA of Mycotypha africana, 1815 nucleotides long. RefSeq names its product cytochrome P450. The record is from RefSeq and is a predicted model, not a curated record. Lineage: Eukaryota; Fungi; Mucoromycota; Mucoromycetes; Mucorales; Mycotyphaceae. The transcript is spliced from 2 exons. Bases 44 to 1648 code for a protein of 534 amino acids. Gene Ontology annotation, molecular function: monooxygenase activity; oxidoreductase activity, acting on paired donors, with incorporation or reduction of molecular oxygen; heme binding.
CACUUUUCCAAAUUGUUUUCCCUACAUUAGCUCUAUACAUAAAAUGGAUUUUAUUAUCACAAAAGCAUCACCUCCUAUUCAGCAAGCUCUUCAAAUCAUUCAACAAUCACCUAUCGUUGAGCAAUUGGAAAGACUUUACCGACGUUCCUCCAGGAACGAGCUUAUUUUUAUUGGCACUGCUACCUUUCUAACACUUUACAAUCUGUCCAGUUACAUUAAAACCAAAUGUCAGAAAUUAAAUGCACCUCCUACGGUACCUUUCAGCUUACCUUUAAUUGGCCAUACUCUCUAUACAACCUUCAUGCCUUACAAAUUUCUGGAUUGGUGCGAUAAACGAUAUGGUGAGAUUUAUAAUCUACAUCUGUUAGGCCAAACUGUAACAGUUGCCAAUGGCAAAUGUGGCGAAGAAACAUUGAAAGCAGAACGAGACGACUUAUCUCUUGAACACGGCGUUGUUAGAGAUCUCCUCCAUCUACAUUAUCUUUUUGACGAUGAUGGCAUGGAAAUUGCGAUGCAAGUCAACCCAUAUCUGUUAAAAAAGGCCGUCCCUAAUAGCAGAAUGCGUUCUUUAGUUCCCGGUAUCCAGCGUGGCCUUGAAAAUGCUGUCCAUGAUCUUUUCCAUCCUUCUGAGCCCACUAUCAUCAAAGAACCUAGUGAAUUUUUCCAAGACUAUGUUGCUUAUAUGAGUGUUCCCACUUUGGUCGGUGACGAAGCUGGUACCAACAUAGAGGUAAUCAAAUCUUUUGCUGCCUUCACAGGCGAUAUCAUCAAGAAUGUAGGAUUAUUCGCUGCUGUACCCGAUCGGCUGCACAAAUAUUUGAUGCGAUUUAUGACAGGCACUUUCAAGCAUCACCGUGUCAUGGAGAAACAUUUGGGUCCUAUUGUGCGUGAACACCGCGAAAAGAUGCGUCAGGCAGAAGAAGCUGGCGUGCCUCACGGUUUAGAACCAACCUAUUUACAGUUAUUGAUAGAAUGGAAGAAGGAUGAUGGCGUGUCUGGCUACACUGACAAACAAAUUUGUCAUGCUCUCUUGUCAGUAGCUUUUGCAUCCGUACACACCACAUCAACGAAUUUGCUUUAUUGUAUUUCUUGGUUAAUUGUCCGUCCUGAUUUGAAAGAACAACUUUUGGAAGAAAUUCGCCGCGUUUCACCUGGUGAUAAGCCGGUGACUUACGAUGAAUUGCAACAAAUGGCAUUUUUGAAUAAUUUCGUUCGUGAGGUGUUGCGUCAAGGCACGGAUCCUCUAGCCACAGGUAAAAAGGCAAUGAGAGAUUAUACCUAUUAUAAUGGCUAUCAGGUACCUAAAGGCCGUCUGGUGCAAACUGCUUCUCGACAACUGAAUUUCGGUACCAAUAGCACCCGCUCUACCAUUGAAGAAAUGGAUCCUACCAAAUCGAACAAUAAGACAACUACUACACCUGCUCGUGAUUAUGUAGCGUUCGGUAUGGGCAAACAUUUAUGUCCUGGUCGUUUCUUCGCUACACAAGAAAUCGAAAUGUCUUUGGUCUAUUUGCUGAAGAACUAUGAUUUUAAUACGGUCAGAAACAGGAAACCUUACCCUAUAACGACAAUCGCUGGUAUUUUGAACGUUAACACGCAAGAGCCUUUAAUCUUCACUCCGAAGAAGAAAAUACAUCGUGGUGAUUGAACAUCUUCAAGAUGAAUAUUUUUACUUUCUGUAAACUGAAGAUCAAACAUCUACACAUCUACUAUGUAAACACCCCUCCCUUCUUUUGUAUUCUUAGAUCUCCAUACCAUCAACAUUAACAUUUCACGCCAUACAAACUUCUGAUGUUUCAUUAAAAGCAAGCUUAU